CUGGCCUAAAUAGUACUAGUACUCCAUGUAUGGGCCGCACGUCCGUUCCGGCCGACGAGCAUGGACCGGAUCUCCGUUGGAAUACCGUUGCGUCGAGGUAAAGGUUUUGGAAUAAGUUCAUUUUAGGUCUCUCAUCUUGACACCGAAUUUCAAAAUCGUCCCUCAACCCUAAUACUAGAAAUAUUAGACCCCAACUCAUAAAAACCAUGCGAAAGAGGUCCCUAGGCAGUAUACGAGAAUGGUUUUGCUUAUGUGGCAUACUUAGUCAGCUGGUAGGACUCACCUGUAAGUCAAAUACAAAAUAAAAAUAAAAACUUCCUCCGUUCUCCCCUCUCUCCAUCGCCAUCGCCACCGUCCGAGCGGAGGCCCCCCGUCUCAGCGCCCCACCGGCGAGCCACCAGCGUCAGGAGAAGGACGCCGCGCUGCGCGACCACAUCCAGCGCCAUGGCACUGGCAGCAACUGGAUCUCCCUCCCCGCCAAGGUUGGUGAGUGAGUGCAUGCUGCAUGCAUGCAUGUGGGUGCUGUGUGGCUUCCUGUGCUCUUGCUUGAUUUUGUGGAGAAUGGGGUGUAGCCGUGUAGGGUUGAGGAGGUGUGACAAGAGUUGUUGGCUGCGGUGGCUCAACUACCUCCGCCUAAACAUCCACCACGGCGGCUUCACCGACGAGGAGGACGCAGUCAUCGUCUCCCUCUACACCAAGCUCGGCAGCAAGUGGUCGAUGAUCGCUGCGCAGUUGGAGAGGAGGACGGACAACAACGUCAAGAACCACUAGAACACCAAGCUCAAGAGGUGCCUCAGCCACCACCGCCGUAGUCUCCGCACCGCGCCUACUGCCUCUCCCCACCGCGGCGCCGUCUCCACUAUCGUCAUCCGUCCUUGCCGCGCACCCGUCGUAGCUGCUGCUCCCCCCGCUCGCCAUACCGACUGUUAGGACCGAGACGUACACCUGUGGCGACUUCUUGCGGGCGUAGCCGGCCGCCGCCGCAGUGCUCCACGACCCUUUUCGCCGGGUGCGCGGACACCACAACCGACGGCUCAACGUCGGCUUCCGCUGCUUUGUUAGCCUCCAACUGAUCGACGGACACCAGCGUGAUCAAAACCAUGUUUUUCCGGUGGACAGCUGCGGCUCCGCCUGCUUCGCUGUGAAGAAGCCCAAAAGCAGCUGCGAGGGAGCAGGUAACCCACCCGAAAACAGCAGCCAGCCUGCCCAUCGCCGACAUCGACACGGGAGCAAGAGCAACGGCGUUCGGAGCGAGUAACCCCGCCACUGUCCGCCUGUCCCCUCCCCUCCCCACCCCCGGCGCGGCGAGCCACCUCUCGCUUCGCGCCACCCCGACCGAAGCCGAAGCGAGCCGCGGCUUGCACCGGUUGAGAGUCUGGGAGUUUCCACCUCCUUCCUCGACGGCCGCGGCCGGAUCAGAGAUGGCCGCGGGAGUUCCGGUGGCGCCGCCGCGGCUGUGCGCGCUGGUGCUCCCCUUCCUCGCCGUCGCUGCCUGCCUCGACGUCCCUUCCCACGGGUGCUACUGGACUGGAUGCCAAAGCAAAUGGUCUAGGUGUCCUGCUGGCCACUUAGAUUCUCAAUCAAACGAUUGUGAUGGUCUUUGCACGGAGUCAAAAAGUCCGCCAUGUCUUCCAUUCCACACACAUUUCCAUUGCUGCAUAACAGGAACCCCAAAGAUAACAAACAAAUGUCGGCAUUGCAAACACAAGGUAGAUUUUGGCCAAGAGUUCGUGUGCUGCUCUGAUUGCCCUGAGCCAACCAUUAUGAUCAAGCAUAGCAAACUGGGUUAUUGUAAGAGUGGGGCUGAGUUAUCAAUGCAGCUAAAACCACACGAAAUUUACCACUGGGUUGCUGGACCAUGGAUGAAGUGCUCCUCGCCAUGUGAUGGUGGUGUAUGUUACCGUGAUGUUGCUUGUUAUGGAAAUUUAUCUGAUGCUACAAUCAAACAUUAUCCUGUAGACGAUGCUAGCUGUUCAGCCGAUCAAAUGCCUGUGAGACAGGAAGCUUGCAAUGAGCAGAGCUGUGGUGUCGAAAUGACAGAGCCAACAAAUUCCAAGAAAAGUGGAAUGUCUGGUUGGUUGGUAGCGUUUAUUCUUCUUCUAGGGCUUGGUGCUAUUGGGGGCAUUGUUUUUACAAGCUACAGUUACUACUCGAGGAGAUCCUCUGGACGAAGUGGUUUUGUGUAUGUGAUGAUGGACGCGUAUUCUUGAGAGGAGCAACGAAUGGAACCUGAAGACUGAAGUUAACAUUUCCAAAUCGGAGGAACAAGUUUGUUCAUUAUUUUAUUUUUAGGACUGUACUUAAAAUGGCUAUUUUAAUCUCAUGUGGUCAAUUCAUGUGUAUCCUAGUUGGCAUUUGCGUUGAUCUCCACCAAUCCUCCCUAUAUAUCCAUACAAAUCAAUUGCAGCCCUGGAAUUUGGCAAUUUGCUUCUAAGACAGCUACCACUCAGAACCUCAAGUUGAAGGGCACAACUCCACUUGUUGGCUUGCAACGGAUAAAUACAAUGAAGUGGAGCGAAGGCAUCAACCGUGAUUUGCUUGGGAAGCUUGAUGUAUCAGGCGCAACGAGUGAUUUUCCAUGGAAAGUAGUACUAUCACAGUAUCGUAAAAC
Molecule: messenger RNA, 2611 nt
Organism: Oryza brachyantha (malo sina)
Lineage: Eukaryota; Viridiplantae; Streptophyta; Magnoliopsida; Poales; Poaceae
Product: A disintegrin and metalloproteinase with thrombospondin motifs 7-like
Source: RefSeq, a predicted model, not a curated record